AGUGGACAUCAAAAUGAAGAUCCUUUUCUUGCUGUUUAUAGUUAAUUUUGUGUCAGAAUCAGUCUUUGGACAAUUGAAGAUUGUAACAGGUUCAUCCUUAGAAGACUAUUCUGAUGAAGAAAUCAAUCUGCCUUGUGAUGCCAGUCUUAACAGGAAUGACAUUAAUCUGAUGUGGAUAACAUGGAUUCAGAAUGCUGAGAAGGUUUACGAAUAUGAUGGAUCCAGUGCAAAACGUAUUGUAGAAAUACCAGGAUAUGAUGUUGAUCUUAAGCAAGUACAGCAAGGGGACAUAGCCUUGACAAUAGCAAGGAAUACUUUAACACCUGGAGUAUUUAGAUUUAAAUGUGAAGUAACAGAAGGCUCAGCUGAAGGCAGAGGAGAAACUACACUAACAGUAAGAGCACCUCCAGAUUUGCAUGUUAAUGCAGCAAGAAAUGUCAAUGUCACAAAACUCCCAUAUGACCUGACUUGCAAUAUAUCUAACCUGAGAUGGAACAAGGUGGAAACAAUGACACUUACUUGGAAAGAAAAUGGAAAGGAUCUGUGUUUCUUUGAUGGAUCCAAAAGAAAUAGUCAGUCAGAGAGAUGUCACUGUGACAAGGCUAAUCCAUCAUAUUGCUUACUUAGAUUGAAUGAGAAGAAAUCAAAUGGUGAUUAUAUCUGCAUUGUAACUGAAGGAAAAACUGAAGGAAACGCAACUAUGAAAGUGAAAUUCGAAGGUAUUUUUGAAGAUCCCCAUGUUCCUCUAUGUGUCAUUAUUUCCGUCGUUUGCUUGGCUGCCUAUGCUGUUGCUGCUGGGACUACUGUGUUUUAUUAUAAAAGAUGUUAUGCUGAAGCUACAAAGCCUUCAAUGUAAUUCUUCAAAAAUACAAGGCACUGGAAACCAAAAAAAACUGUUGAAUGUUGUACUUUGACAAAUGGCAUUGGAAAUAAACACGAACACACAAAUAAAAAAAAUUCUUCCAUCCUGAACUGGAUUAAGUGGGCUUGAAGAUGAAUAUAUGAAUUUUUCAGCUCUACAGUAGAAAAUAUGAAACAUUGUUUUGCUUUUUUUGUAAGAACACGUUUAUUAUUGUAGCUUAUAUUCAUGUCAAUAGAAGAUAUUGAGAGCUACUGAAGGUAAAUUAUACUUUAAUCCUGCUGUAUACAGUAUAUACUGUAUCUGAACAAUUAGUGCAGACUGGCUACAUGGCAUAAUAAGCUAAUAAAUGAAACUAACGUUUAAUAUUAACCAGGCCACAGUAGCUAUUAAUCAGUAACCAGUGGGCAAAUCCAGCUGGGAAAUUCCUGCUGACUAUAAGCUAUACAAAUGAUUUUAAAAAGCGCAUAUCUAUCUGCUUACUUAACACCUCACUCUGCAUAGCACUACUGGACUCUGAUUAUUGUUAUUGGCCGUCUGAGCAUUUGUUAAUUACAAUGAACAUUUAUUCUCUCCUUUUAUAGUUUUGAAAACCUUAGUUUCUAUUUAGUUUUUCAUUUUCUUUUUUGUAAACUCUUCUGACUUUGCCACUAUUAUAGUAAAGCACAUUGAGCCACUUUCACAAAUGACAAUGCGCUAUAUGCUGUAUAAAUAAUUAUUGUUGUUGUUACUAAAUGAGACCAGUAUAAAGUAUCCCUGCCGUCCUCCUUCAUUGUAAGGUUUGAUCUAUAAAUUGUAUGUUGAGUGCAUGUGUAUAUACAUACAGUAAGCGUAGUCUUAUAUCAUUCACAUGCUGGGGUACGGUCUGGAAGAAUAAGAGAGCAAAAAAGAUAUUCUCACUGAGGGAAUGCAUCUCACAUUUCCUCAGUCUUUCUUUUUAAAUUAGGAUUAUUGCGAAUUGGGAAAUCUAAGCUGACUGGGGGCGAGUGAAUGUACCCUGAGGUGAUUUAGUGUCACAUCGACUUCUGAGUCUUGCCUUAUGCCUCAUGCUGCCUG
Messenger RNA from Polypterus senegalus (gray bichir), 1915 nucleotides. RefSeq lists its product as uncharacterized. Gene Ontology annotation, biological process: positive regulation of phagocytosis; positive regulation of inflammatory response; positive regulation of cell-cell adhesion. Gene Ontology annotation, cellular component: plasma membrane. NCBI's taxonomy places the organism in Eukaryota, Metazoa, Chordata, Cladistia, Polypteriformes, Polypteridae. The coding region runs from base 14 to 856 and encodes 280 amino acids. The transcript has 6 exons. Gene Ontology annotation, molecular function: thrombospondin receptor activity. The record is from RefSeq and is a predicted model, not a curated record.